AUGGAAAACGUGGUGGAGUGUGGUGCUUGUGGGGGGUGCGGGGCGUGUGGAGGGGGGGCGGCGUUGGCUGUGUUGGAGGAUGUACAGCGAGCGCACCGCGACCGCGUCGACCUUGUUGAUAGAAUUGGAGGCGCUGACAAACUACAGAGGAAAGUGGAAGCUCUGCAGUCGUGGGUGAAUGAUCUGGUGGCCCAAAAUACGCUGCUGGCGAGCACUGUCGAAGAGUUGGAGACGGAGCUUACAUCGCGUCUGCUGGAGAAGAGACGACAUGCUGAAAUAGAGAUCGAGCUCCGGGCUGAAGCAGAGGUCCUGCGCAGGAGACUUGCCCGUAAGGAUUCUGACCUACGCGGCCUCUUGGAGGUCCUGCGCCGUUUGAGGGAGUUUGACUUCUACGCGAUUGAUGGCAUACACUUCAAUGAAGUUACCGAGUCUGAUAUAUUUGGAUCUGCGUUAUGGAAAAAGUCUAAACUGGAACAGGGUUACCAGAGCUCCUGGGGGAUUGGGUUUAGAGUCGGCAAUGUGUUUGCGAUGUGUCUGGGAUUGCAGAUGUCAGGGGAGGAUUUUCCUUAUAAAGACAAGAAUAAAGUGAUGUGCGACAAAGUGAACGAGAUCAAAAUAAUGAACGAUUCUCUGAAGAAGGAAAACGCGAAUAAAGAAAGAGAAAUUAGAAGAUUAAAUAAGGAUAUUGAACACUACGAGCAGACGAUAACAUCUCUGAGGAACGAACUGGCCAUCAGCAAUUUUCGUACACCCGAUGUACCGAAAAAGGACGCGCAGGUGAUGGCUGACAUAUGUUGUACGAAUAAGCACGAGUCGUCGAGCGAGUUGCUCAGUCUCCGUCAAACGAACGCGUCCCUCCGCGAGGAGGUUCGUGCGUUGCAACGCGUGUGCGCGGCUCUGGACGAGCAGGGCCGGCUGGCGGCGCUGCGGGCCGCCUUCAAGGACGACGUCAUACAUGAGAUGCGGAGGCAGCUGAGGCAGGCCAAGUCUAAACUCAGAGAAGUCGCAGAAUCAAAAAGCCUCAACACUAACAAGGGCCUGCAUCACGAUAUCCAACACAAAACGUCCGCGUCUUACGAUUCACUGACCAUUGCGUGUGUUCAACAACAACCUCGUCGAAAUGGUCGAAUUAGACCAGACAUGGAUAUGAACAUCAACUGGGACAACAAUAGCGCAAUAUGCGAUGGUUCCGGAGAUGAUGCGUCUUCGAAGUCAGGAAUGGUAACGUCAACGCCAAACGUGAGUCGAGAAGAGAAAAUGGAUAUAAGGAAUUACAGCGAUGUUUCUAUAAUAGAAAGAUCUCCUUCACCACCCCUGCUCAUAUCAGACAGCUCGAUAGACCUCCGAGGAGUUUCGCAGAAACUUGAGAUAUGUGGAACGAAAUGCGACUGUGACCCUCACGCCUUAGACGAUAAGAGGAAUAAAUCUAAGAUCCUGAACAAAAGUUUAGCUAAAAAUAUUGAGGAGUUCAAUUCUGGGGAAAUAAAACAAGAGCAAGAACACGCCUCGCGCGCACAAGAAUUGAAGAACAAGGAGGAGACGAUACGAAUACAGGAAGAGAGUCUAUCGCUAGCUGAAGCGCGCAUUGCCGCUCUCGCUUCCAAAACUCAGAACAUGAUUCACCAAGAGCAGCAGACAAACCCUUUGCUGGUGCGUAGUUCAGCGGACGGCAAUCACGUGGACAUGAAGGAUGUAUCCGCGACAGUACAGGAUGAGUCGAAGAUCGUGAAAACGCUUCGCGACAACUUGUGCGUGAUCGAAGAACUCUAUAGGGAGUGCUUCUAUGAGACAGCCAAACAGGAAGAGUUGAUAGCGAUGUUAAGGAGGUCGUACUUGGACAUGAGGCUCGUGGACAGACAGAAGUCCGACCAGAUCGACUUCUUACAGAACACGUUAAAGACACAGAAAAGCUCGAUUGAGCGUUACGAGGACAUUGCUAUGGAAGUGGAAAACCUGAAAAUGGAAAUAACGAACUUCUUAAACAGCUCAACGAAUAAUGACUCGGGUGUGUGGGAAAGCGAGCCAGUGGCUGAUUUACGUGACAUUGCGGACCAGCUGCUUCGUCUGCAAGAUCUCUUGCGGACUGACUGCAUUUGCGGAUUAGAAGAGGAAAAUAAGAAACUCAAGCAAAAAAGCGAAACCAUGGAGAUCCAGAUAAAUAACUUACAAAGGAAGGUGAGUGAGCUGGAACUAGCGUUAGAAGACAAGGAGAACAUUGAUCAGAAGUAUCAGAAGCAGAUCGAGGAGAAAGAGAAGGAGCUGCAUCGCAUAAGAGAACAGUUCACGGCGUUGGAAAAAGGAACGCGGGAUCAAGGGUCAGCUUGCGACACGCUGACUUUACAGCUUAAACAACUUGAAAAUAUGCUAAACGAUAAGACUUUAGAACUAUUGGCGACGGAGCAGAAGGUUGAGUCGCAAGAGGCGACGAUUAGGAAUUUACGGGAGGAGCUCCACAGGACGAACCUUAUUGUAAAAGAGAACCAGCAGGUCCGUGAGGAGGUGUCGUGUCUCUCAGUGCAAGUGUCGCGGUGGCGCCAGCAACUGGCAGACAGUCGCUGUCGGAUGCAGGAGCUGGAUGAUGAGUUGAGACGCGCACGAGAGCACUGUCGACACCUCGCUACACUGUACAGAGAGAAGGCGCGCUCGGCCGCCGCGCUGCAGGCGCAACUCGGCGAGGCGCAGGCGCGCGGCGCCGAGCUGUGCGCGGACGCGCAGCGAGCCACCGCCGCGCUGCGCCGCUGGCUCGUGAGGCAGCGCGCGCGCCGCAGAGAGCAAGAAGACAAAAUAAAAGAACAGGAACGAAUAAUUCAAUCACUGCAAUCAAACGAACGUACAAGUGUGAGCGAGAACGAACCAUGCUGUUCCAAGUAUCUGCCUCGAGCGGAAGCAAGACAGAGCGAUCAUAGUAGCUUGCGUGCGAGCGAGACAGACUGUUCUAAGUAUCAGUCACGAGUGGGAAUGAGACGGAGCGAUCGCAGCAUACGUACGAAUGAGACGACAGGAUGUUCCAAAUGUGCGUAUUCGAGACUCAAUCUGCGGACGAGUGGGAGUGAUGCAGCCAGUCCACUACCUCCCACUCCGCCGAGAAGAUUGCUACGGAAGAAACCUUUAUGUGUUGAAAGGCCGUGUCAGUGUCCGCUGACGCGCACGGCUGCCGUACAGCGGCCCUCGCGACACGACGCGCUCUCGGACACUCGGAGUUGCGAGCUGUACGCGUGUCGCGACACUGACGCUAACUCGCGCGACGAGUCCAGUCCGGACGAGUUACUGGAGCGAGUGGAGCGCGCUCACGAAGCACUCUCCUCCGCACAGCGUCGUUGGGGACGUCGUAUGACAGAAACUCAGGAAAAUGAUUCGUGA
Melitaea cinxia (Glanville fritillary) is the source of this 3360-nucleotide messenger RNA. Its product is annotated as girdin-like. NCBI's taxonomy places the organism in Eukaryota, Metazoa, Arthropoda, Insecta, Lepidoptera, Nymphalidae. The record is from RefSeq and is a predicted model, not a curated record. The coding region runs from base 1 to 3360 and encodes 1119 amino acids. The transcript is spliced from 28 exons.